Saprolegnia parasitica CBS 223.65 is the source of this 1713-nucleotide messenger RNA. RefSeq lists its product as hypothetical. NCBI's taxonomy places the organism in Eukaryota, Oomycota, Saprolegniomycetes, Saprolegniales, Saprolegniaceae. The transcript has 2 exons. The coding region runs from base 1 to 1713 and encodes 570 amino acids. The record is from RefSeq and is a predicted model, not a curated record.
AUGAGCUACACCGUCGACGUGCGCGUCAAGACUGGCGUCUUUGGCCGCUGGGUCUCGCGGUGUCUGACACUGGACGGACAGCGCCUUUCGCUACACGACGGCCCCGUUUGUCGCGCUGCGUUCGACGUCAAGAGCGCAACGGCGACACCACUGGCGCCAACGCCAGUCGAUAUAUAUGGGUACCGCCUACGCGUCGAGUUGGCGUCCGGCCAAGUGCUGCACCUGGAAGUGACGAGUGAGUCCUUGCGAGCCAAGCUGGCGAUGGUGCUUUCCAACGCAGCGUCCUGCGCCGAAUACUCACCACCAGCAACCAGCACAUGGAGUCGGCUCUUGAGCGUCGCGAGCUCCAUCCAGCAGCGCGCACUGCCUUCGUCGGUCGCAAGCAGUCAGGUCCAGGUCGCCGACGUCAUUGCACACGUGGCCAGAUUGCGCGCGAUUCGGGCCAGCACAUCUGGCGGUGCGAGCCCGCUGGCCUUGUACGAGCACCUGCUGGCGCUGGAAGCCGACUACGUUGCUCGCCAUCGCGACAAUCCGGCGCCCACGGACUCGUACCCGCACCUCGUGUACCAGCUCGAUACGCUUCAUUUCGCUCUCGGCACUCGGUCGGGAGGUAUGGAUCCGACGUCCAAGGCCUUUCUCGGCGUCUGCGGCUACUGCGCAACCGAACUUGCGCCGCACCAAGUCCACUACCAUUACAUCAAGCGGCACAAGGUCGACUGCCUCAACUGCCGCGAAUCGCUCGCGCCAGGUGUCUACUACAAGAGCCGCUACGACACUGUCGCCUUUGACACGCCGCUCCGCGACAUUCUCAACAAGUGCCCCCACCGCGCUUGCAGGCGACGAUGGUCCCGCGAAGACAUGUACCGCAUCCACCUCCUCGGUGACGCGAUCCGUUGCGCUGGCUGCGGCAGCACGGUAGCCUACGAAACGUACCAGAUCGCCCUCUUUCUCCAGGAGUACCCGCUGCUGCAGUACGACAGCCAGCUCACCGCGAUGGGCUCCUACAUCAGCUACGUGCGCACGCCGAGGUCGCUACCUCGCGACGGCCGCUGGUCCUCGUUUGAUCGCGAAAUGGACGCGCUCAUCCGUGCCAAGCAGGUGACGCUCAAGACGUUUGAAGCCAUGAGCCUCCGCAAUUCCUGGCUGGCGGCGCGGCGCAUGAUCCAGACGCACGCACUCGGCGCGUUUCCGGUCGACCUCGUGCAGGCAAUGGCGCGCGAUGUAGCGUUCAUUGAGGCCAUCGACGUGCAUUUUGAGUAUUGGACGCACCCGGUGGUCGUUACCGCGGCCAUUCGCCGCUACGAGCACUUUAUGGCGCUCCGAAGGCCGCAUCUUUCGCCGACAGUCGACGUGGAGCUCGUCUGGCGCGUGCAUCGGUUGUCGCUCGACAGCUAUGCGAUCUACUCACACGAAGCGAUUAACGACUACUACGAGACGUGUGCCGCCUGGUACAAGGCCUACAAGACACCGUACUCGUCGCAUGUACCCGAUCGCGCGCCAAGCAAGAUGACGCGGCUGUUGGCGCACGGCGACUCGCGCUUCCACGGCGUUGACGAGUUUUUUGCGCCGAGCGAGCUCCAGCAUGCGUCUGCGUUUGUGCACGACACGAGCGGCAACAAGGUCGCUGUGAGUGUCAUUGGAAGUCUCGCGGGCACCGCAAUGCGAGCGACUUGGUUCCGAGACCCCGCGACCAACGAAGCAGGUGACUCAUAG